This is a messenger RNA of Brenthis ino (lesser marbled fritillary), 1110 nucleotides long. Lineage: Eukaryota; Metazoa; Arthropoda; Insecta; Lepidoptera; Nymphalidae. The record is from the annotation of a GenBank genome assembly.
AUGGCUGCGCUCAGAGUGUUUAGUCGUAAUAUACCGUAUUUACGACAACAAUUUUCAGCUUUACUAGGAAACACAUCGCCGUCUGUCAAGUUUAUAUGUGUUGUUGUGAUUAUAGGCUAUAUUUUGUCAUUUUCUGAAGAUGCCGUGGACAUUCUCAGUGUUACACCAGGAUAUUUGUUGCCACCUUCUUUUCAAUUGUGGUCUAUUUUCACAUUCUGGUUUCUCGAGAUACAUUUGUGGGAGGUGAUUAUUGACAUAGUGACGGUUGGAUUAUGUGGAAAAUUAAUAGAGCCCCUAUGGGGGCAAAUGGAAAUGAUGAAAUUUUUUUUUCUUACCAACAUUGGGGUAGCAUUUUUGACAACAUUCUACUAUUUGCUAAUAUACGCAUGGACUCAAGAUACUUCACUCUUAUUUGAUAUAUACGUACAUGGUCUAGCUGGUUAUAUAGCAGCUGUUUGUGUGGCUGUGAAGCAGAUAAUGCCGGAUCACCUAUUAAUAAAAACUCCAUUAGGUAAACUAACCAACCGAUCUUUGCCAUUACUAAUACUCAUAGCAGCGAUAAUUUUAUGGGCUGUGGGUGAGUUAGAAGGUACAUAUCCUUGUAUGUGGGGCAGCGGGACCCUACUUUCAUGGAUAUAUCUAAGAUUUUGGCAGCGCCAUAGCAGUGGUUCUAGAGGAGAUAUGGCAGAUAAUUUUAGCUUUGAUAAUUUCUUCCCAACAGUUUUGCAGCCAGUUGUGCGAGGUAUCAUAGGGCCUGUACAUAGAUGUUGUGUGCGUAUAGGUGUGUGCUCUCCAAGUCCUCGGCGCGUUCAUCUUGCAUUAAGUCCACGAGGAGUCACCAUUUCUAUGCCAGGGGUUGAGCCACAGGAUAUGGAGAGGAGACGUCAAAUUGCUCUAAAGGCAUUAAGUGAGAGAUUAUCCAAGACAUCAGAACAGACUCGUCAAAAGAAUCUAUCGGCUAAAGUUAACAUGGAGGCUGUAAGGAAGAUACAGUCAUCGCAUGUCAUACCCCAGUUUCCUACAGAGGCAGAGAUUCAAACCCCUGCCCCGGCUGAAGCGACUUUAAUCGACAUAAGCACUGAGCCGGCACCCCCCACUACAAAAACAUCG